Staurois parvus is the source of this 222-nucleotide messenger RNA. NCBI's taxonomy places the organism in Eukaryota, Metazoa, Chordata, Amphibia, Anura, Ranidae. The record is from the annotation of a GenBank genome assembly.
AUGAAUGUAGACCAUGAAGUUAGACUCUUGGUGGAGCAGAUCCUUCGUCCUGGCACAAAAGACAAGGAUGGGAAAGUGAAAGUAAAAUUUGGUGUAUUAUUUAAUGAUGGCCAAUGUGCCAAUUUAUUUGAAGCCAUGGUUGGAACUCUAAAAGCUGCCAAACGUAAGAAGGGCGUUCCGUAUGUCCGUUUUUCAUCUGUCCGUUUACGGAUGAAAAACUGA